Molecule: messenger RNA, 2770 nt
Organism: Populus trichocarpa (black cottonwood)
Lineage: Eukaryota; Viridiplantae; Streptophyta; Magnoliopsida; Malpighiales; Salicaceae
Exons: 4
Coding region: 1636-1989 (117 amino acids)
Molecular function (GO): protein binding
Source: RefSeq, a predicted model, not a curated record
GGCAUUAAGGCAAGAGCAAUUCGCCGCGAGUUAGUACUUCCCCGACAAAAAGUAGUGCAAUAGUGAAAAUCAAAGAGACAAUAACAUAAAACAAUUACCCAGGAAGCUACUCUCUUAAAAAGUUAAUAAGUUCCAUGUAUACAUAUUUUUCUUACCUAUCUCCUUAUGUUUAGUUUUAUUUAUUUAUUAUUAUUAUUGACGAGCUCCAUGUAUAGUUUUUAUGAGAUGAAAAUGCUCUUGUAUUAUUGCAUAUUCAUUGUAAUUAAAUUAGUUUAUAAGAGAAUGAGUUAAUUACAUCGAUUGGAUUUCAUUAAUUUAGAGUGUUUGGCUCUGGUUGAACUAAUUUUUUUUUAAUUUUGAAUUUUUUAAUUUUUUUAGAUUAUUUUGAUAUAUUAAUGUAAAAAUUAAAUUUAAAAAAUAAUAAAAAAUUAUUUUUAAAUAAAAUUAUUUUAAAAAAACAAUAUUUAUUUUAAACAAUCCCUUGGUACCAACUUGCUGUUUUAAGAAGUAAAUUAAAAUUAAUAAUAAAAAAAAAGAUAGCACAUUCCGAAGCAAAUCCAUUCUUCUCCCUGGCGAAUGAUAGACUUUGUUAGCAUAGUAAAAAAAAAAAAAUCAUUUAUUGUUUUUUAAAAUAUUUUUUAUUUUAAAAAAUAAUUAAUCUUUUUAUUUUAAAUUUUAUUUUUAAUAUUAAUAAUUCAACUUAAAACAUAGAAAGUAAAGUAAAAUAAAAUAAAAUAUUUUUAAAAAACUCGUUUAAAACACAAAAUAACCGUUAUAGAAAACACCAAGUAGUUUAUUAGAACCGUCAAGUCGUCGUUAUGUAGAAACGAAAGAAAAAACGACAGGUCAUUUGCAGUCCGGCUUUGAAAUUCUCUUAAGCGAAACCCCUGUGCUUCACUUGGUUCCAGUUUGUGCAGGAAGGACGGACAUGAGAGGGCUUUCAUUCUUUAGCUUCUAGAUGAUCGCCUGAACUCAUUAACCUCCCUAAAUCUAAAAAAUCAUUCAAUCAGUCAAAGUUCCCCGACACAAAAGAAACCUCUCAAAACCCAAAACUGAUCAACUUCAAAGGCAAACCAACAACACUGAUGCUACUUUGACAGGUAAUAAUAGUCUUUCUUCAUUAAUCUCUCAGCUUAAAAAACCCAACUCGGUUUCCAGUCCCAAAAGGUUAUUUCAUAGAAAAGGAGCCUGCCUCGUGGAGAUUGGCUUGCGAUACAUUAUUCCGCUGCCUGUCAGAGAAGUGUAUGCCAAGAGAGGCAGGUGCAUUAUCGAGGAAACUUGGGGAGGGAGGUUACUUGCCUGACAUUUCGACGUUUAACAUCCCAGUGACUUGUUUGUUAAAGGGUUUGGAUGUCAAUGAGACGUGUGGGAUGUUGGAUAGAUUUAUUGAGCAGGGUGCGAAGUUGGGGUUUAGCAUUUACCUUGAAUUGAUUGAAACUUUGUACAAGGCAGGAAGAGGUAUGGAGGGUGAUCCGUAAUAGAAUCAAAUGGUCAAAGAUGGACUUGUGUCAGAUGUCUUUUCUUAUAACAUGCCAAUUGAUUGCUUCUGCAAAGCCAAUGUGAUGAACGAGGCAGCAAAGGCUUUCAAAGUGAUGCAAGAUAGAGGUUGAUGAUGCUUUAGGCUGUUUCAGUGAAAUGGUGGAGUGGGGUAUCUCUCUUAAUGCUGUCACGCACAAUAUAUUGAUUCGUUCUCUGUGUGUUAGAGGGGAUGCUGCUAGAUCAAUGAAACUCUUGUUAGACAUGCAAAAACAUGGAAAAAGCCUGGAUAUUUUAUCUGCAUUUCUUGUUGGGGUGUCUAUAUUCUGCUGCAACCUAGGGAAGGCAGAUGAAGAUGGGCCUCAAACAGGCACAGGAAUUGCUGGCGGUAUGCCUCAAACAGGCACAGGCAUUGUAGAUGGUGAUCCGGCUGAAGUUGUUGCAAAAGCUUUGCUAUGUUUCAACAAUAAAUAUGUUUAUAAUUUCCUUCACUUCACUCCGCUACUGGGUUAAGUACUUACGUUUCUGGGAGCAGUCUCUGGUGUGGCCUUUCUUAGGCCUUGGUCUUUGUUCAUUUUCUCUUUAGCACCAAAAGAGUUAUCAUGUGAAACGUUUGAUCUUUAGUCAAAAUAUUCUUUCAUGCUUCUUACAAAUUGCUUUGGCAUUGAUUUUUGCCAAGUCCCGGAUAUACAGCAGCUGUCAAGAAGCCUAUAGAUUGACCUAGACUGGUAACCUUGACGUGCUUCCUGAAUAUGUUGAUCCCUACUGCAGCGGACCGUGCCUUUCAGAGACACAUUUGGUGCUCAACUGCAUCGAAAACAUCACGAAAAACUUUGUUUUCUAUAAUAAAGCCACCAUAGAGAGGAUGUUCGAGACACAAUCAAGGCAGGAUGUAGCUAUGGUCCCGAAAGAGGUAUUUUACUAGUUUAUGAAGUUGUCAUCUUGCUUUGGUUUCUUCCACAAAGUCAAAUUCUGGUGUUGGUGUCACCCAAGUAAUUUUGACGUGUCUGAGCACCUUCAAGCUGAACAAAACAAUGCAUACAACACCGCGAAUCAGAUUCUGCUAGGACUUGGCUUCAUGUUUGCUGGGCCUGCGUUAUUGCUUUGAUAUUUAUUAUGAUGUCUGCAAUUUGUGGUUGGAGGUUUCUUGUUUUCAGAGGGAUAUCUCCCAGUUGAGAUGUUCUGAGAGAGGAGACGAGCGUUAUUUUUCGCUAGCUUGAAGUUAAUGUUCACAUUUUGGCACUCAGAAAGAAAAUAACAAGUUAUAUUUGUGUCCUGGUAUGUAAUAGCAAAA